AUGGACGCCAGUUGCGGUCCUUCUAGCGCAUUAUCGCAGCUACUGAAACAUACCCAAAGAGAUAAUUCGCUUCAGCAUGAGGCUAUACGUCCGGGCGUACCUCUGAAUGCCGGUCCUGUGUUUAGAAACCAGCCAGGUACCGAUGCCGCCCUUAAUCGGGAUUUCCACCAGUUUAGUCAAGGUACAGACUACAACACAUUUCAGGCUGCACCAACACAAUUUCUUGCGGAUCGCACGGGGCGGCCGGGUCAUGCGCAUCCCCCGGCAAUGAAUAUGCAAGCGCCGAAUCAGCAGUGGGUGCAGGACUUCAAUGGAUUGUCGUUGAACCAGUCUGGUCCCCAGAGUCAACUCAAUCACAACGGCCAACCGCUAACGCUGAAUUGGUCGCUGCAGUUUAUGCAGCAUGCAAAACAGAACCACAUGGGCCAGACAGGGCACUUAAGUCAGAUGGGUCAACAGGGAACGACGUAUAUGCAACAGCCGAUGAUGUUCAACCAGGCACAUCUGCAGAUGCAACAGAUGGAACAAGUGCCACAGAUGCAGCCACUGCAAAAUCAAGUUGCAGAAAUGGACCCGAAUGCAUUCGAGGCACAAUUCGAUCAGAUUUCAAGAGAGUUGGAGGACGUAGAGCAGCCUCAGAUCCAUUCCAAGGACGACACUGAAAAAGAACGCUUUGCCGAGGCUGCACGGAAAGUGCAGAGCCAUAUGACAUCCUCCUCGCCGCUCAUUUCGACAGAAACCGCCACGAAGUUCCAGCAGUCAAACUUUCUCAAGUUGAUGUCGCAGAUCUCCAACAGAGAGGUCGAGGUUUCCGACGACGGCGCCAAGCUCGUCGCAAAAGAGUCCGGGGCAGAUGUCCGAGAUUAUCUCAGCGAUCCGCUCAAAGACGUCCGCGAGGCUGACCAGGGUAGCUCGGUGAACAUGGCGCCGGCCAUGCCACAGGUACAACCUACUCAACCCGCCGAAGGAACGAUUACCAACGAAUCUGCACAUGUGCGCAGCCAUCUUCCAGAUCCCUUGGCGCACAUCCGAGAUGGAGAGCUUCUGGGCGAUUUUUCGGCGUUGCAAGCAGCCAGAGUGAUCAGUGGUGGGCAGGUCAACCGAGACGACUGGAUGGAAGACUUGAGCUGGGAGCCUAGAGAGCCAACUCGUCCUCGCCGCGGGCUAUUGAAUCCGGCAGAGCAAGAGGUUUACGAUGACUACAGAAACGACGACGACUUUCAUUGA
Messenger RNA from Australozyma saopauloensis, 1227 nucleotides. RefSeq lists its product as uncharacterized. The transcript has a single exon. The record is from RefSeq and is a predicted model, not a curated record. Bases 1 to 1227 code for a protein of 408 amino acids. Lineage: Eukaryota; Fungi; Ascomycota; Pichiomycetes; Serinales; Metschnikowiaceae.